AUGUCCAAAGAAGCAGCAACGCAGCUCGACCAUGUCGAGGACAGCGCAAAGGACCAGACGCUGUUCGACGAGGAGACGAGGCGCGAGCACGAGCAGACGUUCCGGGAUGCGCUGCGCGACGAGAGGGGCGUCAUCCUGUGGGCGACGGUGUUUGCGGCUGCCGCGCUGAGCUGGGGGUUUGAUGCGCAGGUUAAUGGUGCGGCAAUCAGCGUAAACUCGUUCCGCCGGGACUUUGGCUACAUGUACAACGGGCAGGCGGUGCUGCCUGCGAACUGGCAGACGGCGUUCAACGUCAUGUCCUCUGUCGGCCAAUUCUUCGGCGGCCUCUCCUCCGGCUACGUCGCGGACCGCAUCGGGCGCAAAUGGUGCAUGUGGUACGGCUCCUGGCUGCUCAUGGCCGGCAUCGCCAUGGAAGUCGCCGCGUCCAGUCGCGCCGUCUUCCUCGUCGCCAAACUCGUGCUCGGCUUCGCGCUCGGCUUCUACCUCAGCAUGGCGCCGGCCUACUGCUCCGAGAUCUCGCCCGUGGUGCUCCGCGGCAUUACGACCUGCGGCGUCUCGCUCGCCAUCGUGAUCGGCCAGCUGCUCUCCAACGCCGUCAUCAAGGCCUUCGGCGAGCGGCCCGACCGCUGGGCGUACCGCGCGCCGUUCUGCAUCCAGUUCCUGCUGCCCGCGGUGCUGGUCGUGGUGCUGCCGUUUGCGCCUGAGUCGCCGUGGUAUCUGGUGCGCCGCGGGAACCUAGAGGGCGCGGCGGCAUCGCUGCAGAGGCUGCAUGGGAAGAGCCGCGAUAUUGGGCCGCGCCUCACGCAGAUCCAGCGCACGCUGAAGCUGGAGAGUGAGCUGUAUGCGCAGGCCACGUGGGCAGACUGCUUCCGCGGCGUCGACGCCCGAAGAACCAUGAUCACGCUGGGGGCCUUCUGCUGCCAGCACUUGUCCGGGAUCAUCUUUGUGCUUGGGUACUCGACCUACUUCUUCCAGCUCGCGGGGCUACCGACGUCGCAGACCUUCUCUUUGGGUGUCGGAGUCACCGCGUGCGGUGUGGCGGGGAACAUCAGCUCCUGGUGGCUGGUCAACAGCGCCGGGAGACGGAUUGUGACGCUGACGGGCAUGGCGGUGCUGACGGUCAUGUUGGCGCUCAUUGGGGUGAUGGAUGUGGUGCCGACGGCGGCGGCGCAGUGGGUGCAGAGCAGUCUGACAGUCAUCUAUGCGUACGUAUGGUUCCUCACCAUUGGUGCCAUGGGAUAUGUCAUCCUGGGAGAAGCGAGCAGCCCGCGGUUGAGGAGCAGGACCAUCGGUCUCACGACGGUUGUGCAGAGUCUGUGGGGACUGAUUAUGAACUUUGCAAUUCCGUACUUGGUCAACCCCGAUGAAGCAAACCUGAAGGGAAAGGUCGGAUUCAUCUUUGGUGCCACUAGUUUGAUGUGCACGAUCUGGGUGUACUUCUGUGUUCCUGAGUUCAAGGGGCUGACGUUCUCCGAGAUUGACGAGCGCUUCAAGAAGGGCGUUCCGGCGAGGAAAUUUAUGGAGUAUAAGGGUGACCAGGAAGCUCCUUCUGCCUAG
Molecule: messenger RNA, 1557 nt
Organism: Morchella sextelata
Lineage: Eukaryota; Fungi; Ascomycota; Pezizomycetes; Pezizales; Morchellaceae
Exons: 4
Coding region: 1-1557 (518 amino acids)
Biological process (GO): transmembrane transport; carbohydrate transport
Cellular component (GO): membrane
Molecular function (GO): carbohydrate:proton symporter activity
Source: RefSeq, a predicted model, not a curated record